UUGUUUCUUGCAGAAAGCUGUCUUUCUUUAACCAGUACAUGGAGAGCAAUGCCAAUGACCUGGAGGUGCUGUGGAGCAGUAUUGAAGACGUGAUCAUCAAAACCAUUCUGUCUGUGUAUCCAGCCCUCAGGAACACCUACUUCACCUUCUUCCCAAAUCACGUGUCUGGGAGUGCUUGCUUUCAGCUCCUCGGCUUUGACAUCCUGCUGGACCACACCUUCAAACCCUGGCUGAUGAAGGUUAAGCAUUCCCUGAGCUCUGUGAUGGACUCCAAUCUUGAUCAAGAGGUGAAGGAGGAUCUUCUUUAUGAUACACUCUGCAUGAUUAACCUUGCAGCUUGUGGCCGGCAGAAAGACUUGGAGGAAGAGAGGCCGCGAAAGAAGGAACAGCUGCCUAAGAUCUGGUGGUCGUGGGAGUAUAGAGCUGACGAGACACGAAACAACCAGGCUACCUGGGUGGAACAGGUGGAAAAGUACGAAGACGAAAACAUGGAGAACUUCAAAAGGAUCUACCCGAGCUCCACUUCAGAGAAAUACGAGAAGUUCUUGGAAACAGUUGACACCAAGGAUCGGGAAGAAUAUGUUCUGGUGGAUGAGAAGACGGCGAAUGUCACGCCACUGUUCAAAAAAUGA
Molecule: messenger RNA, 632 nt
Organism: Mobula hypostoma (lesser devil ray)
Lineage: Eukaryota; Metazoa; Chordata; Chondrichthyes; Myliobatiformes; Myliobatidae
Product: tubulin polyglutamylase ttll6-like
Exons: 4
Coding region: 39-632 (197 amino acids)
Biological process (GO): microtubule cytoskeleton organization; protein polyglutamylation
Cellular component (GO): cilium
Molecular function (GO): tubulin binding; tubulin-glutamic acid ligase activity
Source: RefSeq, a predicted model, not a curated record